CCAGAUGAGAGACACAUGGUGUACGAGUCUCCAACAGAUGAGAGACACAUGGUGUACAAAGCUCCAACAGAUGAGAGACACAUGGUGUACAAAGCUCCAACAGAUGAGAGACACAUGGUGUACGAGUCUCCAACAGAUGAGAGACACAUGGUGUACGAGUCUCCAACAGAUGAGAAAGACAAUGUACAAGAUUCUCUAGCAGAUGGUGAGAGACAAAGGGACAUUAUAGAGGAGUGUGAGAGAGAGGAUACAACAAGUACCUCACAACACAGAGGAGAGUUGCUGGUAAACAGUGAUGCAUGUAGACAUUACCAGGACCACUAUGAUCAAUCUGUAGAUGGUGCCGUUGUGUCACAACUAAUCAUUGCAAAUGGAGACGUUCGUGGUUGUCCUCAAAUUAGCGGCUCAAAUGAUUUUUCUCAGAAUCUGCCACAAAAACGUUUACUAAGCAACGUGACACAGAUUGGAAAAUGUCCAAAGAAAAUGAAGGGAACAGCCGAGGUUGUUGGUGUUGAAGUCCAAAAUUUGGUAGGAUCUGUUCACCAAGGUGAACAAGAUGUCCAUACACAUAUAAAUGAUGAGCAAAUAACUGAUUAUUCUGGCGGAUAUAGUGGCUGUAAUGGGCAGCUUUCUACUCCAGGUACAAGUAUUGUCAUACACAGUCAAGUAUCCCAGAAAUUUUUGAGUAAUAUAAAUGCUAAAUGCUGUAUAAGGGAAGGUGUUAGUGACCCAACAUAUGAAAAUCCUAUACCAGGUACAAGUAAGACUCCUGAACUAGGAAGAGACUUGGACUUUAACCUCACAGAUGGAGUAGCAUACUGUCACUAUGAAAAACAUGGUGGACUUAUCAAUGUUCCAGCUGUAAAUUUUAUAAACACUGCUUGUAUAAACAAAGAUAAUGAACCCAAUAAUUUUGAAGGGUUCCACACUGAGCCGAAUGAGAAGGUUCUCGCUCUGAAGCAGUUCCUGAUUAGUUCACACAUUCAGGGUGGAGGCAGUGAACUUAACUCACCAACAUACAGCAAAACAAAAGAUGGAGGGAAAUAUGAUUGGGGUAAAAAUAGUGAGAGUGUUAUGGAAAGAGGCAAAGGAAAUCAAGGAAGAAAGAAUGUGACGAGAAGAAGAAAGCAAAGAGAAAUGAAUGUGAAAGGGGAAGGAAAACAUGGAAGUGAAGGAAUGGAAGGCAAUAAAAGUGAGGGAAAAAGUAAAGGAGGAAAGGACACAAGGAAUACAACAAAGAAGAGAAAAUGGACUAAAAGAGUGGAGAGAAAGGAGAUGCAAAAUACAAUCCUCGAUAAAGCUGUGACAGACAAGAAAAAUGAGACACGAUUAGUAGAACAAGUUGAGAGCAGAAGCAGUAGUAACACACAGAUAAGAUCCCAAACUUCAUGGAGAAACUUAAAUUCAGAGCCAAUGUUGGAGGAGCCGUCUGACAGCCAUUGUGAAGAGGUCAAUAGAUGUGAGAUUAAAGUAAAUGAUGAUGAUAAGUCUCUAUGGGGUAGAUCAUCAACUAGUGCAAAUUAUUCAGGUAAGAAAAGGAAAAUAGUAGAUGUGAACAGAGAUUCAACCAUAGGUAUAGGUAAUAGUGGUGAUGAACCGACCGACGAGACCGAAGUGCAAAGAGCCGUUCUGGUGACUGCUCAUUAUGCCGAAAUUUCUUUGGAAAAUAUAACGGACAAACACUUGAGAAAUGGAAAACAAGUUGUGAAGCUAGAGAAGAAAGUGACAAGGAGAAGAAGAAAAGCUAAGAAGAAAAUGGUGAAAUGUGAUGCACAUAAAGCUGGUGGUAUGAAGAAGGAAGAGGAGAAGCAGCCACUGGUGCAGGAGAAGGACUUCAUUGCACCUUAUAGAUUACUUUUUGACAGCGACAGUGAUGAACUUCCUGACCUGAAUGAGUUACCAGUGCAUACAGGAAAGACUGAAUAUGACUUCAAGACUGGUGACCUUGUAUGGUCACUUGAGAGAGAUACUUGGUGGCCUUCAUGCAUUCAGCAGAUCAACCCUUACAUAAAAAGACCAUUGAUGUACUUCAUUGGCCGCAAACAAGACACUGUUGUUAAAGUUAAAGUAGAAGACAUCAGACCUUAUAAGUAUGGUGAAGUGCCAUCGUAUGUGGACCAGAACAAGAGUGGCUUUAGUGUAGCUCUCCAUCUUACUGAGUCUUACUGUCAAUUACAAAAGCAUGGCAACACCAUUUCAAUUGAAGACUUCUGCAACAUGCCUCCUGAAGAGCAAGAUGCUUUAGUCAUUGUAAGUUUGACCCCAAAAGAUGACCAUAUGAUGACCCCACAGAAUAGGAAAAAGAAACCAGAGGAAGACGGAACAAAGAAGAGAGCAAAAAAGUCGAAAAAGAAAUGGUCUUAUGAGUUAGUGAACCAAAAAACUGAAAUGAACUCAUAUCAGUUGGUCAAUGAAGAGUUUACUCUCACACCAAGAGAGAAGAUAAAGUUUCAAAGUGCCAUGAAAGUGAGAAAAAGAGAAAAUGAAAAAUUACUGAAAUUCAUAACGUCAUCGGCCUGCAUGGAACAUCUAUGGCAAAUAUUUAACGGUGAGAAACCUUGUGAACGACACGAGGCGUACCAGGACAUGUUCUCAAGACGAGGACUUCUGUGUACAGGAAUUGGACCUUUUCAGUUAGACCAUGAUGAUGAACAGAUUUUGUUUGUGGUUGAUUUCCUGUGCACAGAAUUGACCAAAGGCAAACCAGAAUUUCACCUUGCCAAAGACUAUGUGUUUCGUGUGUGGAUGCCAGAGGCUAUAAAAGAAGCUCUAAGAGUUGUUAGAAAGGUUCCUGAGAGUGAACUGGAGCUGGCCAUGAACGAAGGCUACAGGGAGACCAAGAUAGAGAGGAAGGCUCGUCGCAUGGACUUCAUGUAGACUGACUUGAUGUACCUAUUUGUUUACUCUUAUAAUUUGACCGGUGAUUGAGUAUAUUUUGUAUCUUUUUGUAAAUAUUGAAUCAGUGACAAGA
This is a messenger RNA of Homarus americanus (American lobster), 2971 nucleotides long. RefSeq lists its product as uncharacterized. The record is from RefSeq and is a predicted model, not a curated record. Bases 16 to 2877 code for a protein of 953 amino acids. The transcript is spliced from 7 exons. NCBI's taxonomy places the organism in Eukaryota, Metazoa, Arthropoda, Malacostraca, Decapoda, Nephropidae.